CAUGUGAGCCCAAACUGGUCAUUCCAGUCAGCGCAACUCUUUGGGCAGAGCCGCGCUUGACAUCGCUCCAAAGGUCUUCACCUCCUCCAGAGUUUCAUCCUCGGAUGUGGCCACAACUCCUGGUUCCUUAAAUAGGGACGGUCUUUGCAACCAGUUCUGUUGAUCCCUAUCCUUGCCAUCUUUCUUUCUGCUCCAGCCUCUCGGGGGAGCCACCGGGUGCUUCAGGGGCUGCGACGGGAUUGCCGGCUGAGCCAGACCGACCCCAUUCCCAUCCCCUCCGGCUGGGUGCACUAUGAAGAAAGAUGGCGUGGAUAACUUGGCUUUCGAGCCUUCCAGUCCGGCUCGCGAAGAGCAGAAGACGACGGUGGUCUCCCACGACGGUCGCUCGGCGAUCGGCGACUCGCCCAGUUUUGAACCGGGCGAAGAACUCUGCGGCUUCGGCAAGUUCACGCCCCCUGCCCUGCAGAUCUGCAACAACCCCAAAGGCUACUUGCUCUUCUACAGCCUCCUCUCUAUCUUUCAAGGCAUUGUGGUAAAUGGAUUAAUAAAUGUGAGCAUUUCCACUAUUGAGAAGCGUUAUGAUUUGAACAGUUCCCUCACUGGUGUAAUAUCUGCUGGCUAUGACAUUUCCUUCUGUGUAUUAUGCCUUUUUAUAUCUUUCUAUGGCGAAAGAGGGCACAAACCAAGAUGGCUGGCCUUUGCGUCUUUCUUGAUAGCAGUAGGAUCGCUUGUAUUUUCCUUGCCACAUUUUACUGGUGGACCAUAUAUAUAUGGUGAAAAAAUAGAAGAAACCUGUCCAGUAUCUCAAGCUGCAGUUAAUAAUGCCACAUGCGUUGCUGGCUUAAGAAAAUCUAAACUCUCCAGCUACUUCUAUGUCUUCAUGCUGGGACAGUUCCUAUUGGGAGCAGGUGGAACUCCCCUUUACACACUGGGAACAGCUUUCAUCGAUGAUAGUGUCCCAAAACACAAGUCUUCAGUUUACAUAGGAAUUGGUUACGCCAUGUCGUUGAUGGGUCCUGCUGUUGGCUAUGUAUUAGGAGGACAGCUGCUUAAUGUUUAUGUUGAUUUCAAUCGUCAUGUAAGAGAAGACAUCACUCCAGAAGAUCCACGCUGGGUUGGAGCCUGGUGGGUGGCAUUUGUUGCAUGCAGUUUCUCUACAUGCCUUUUGGUAGUACCAUUUUCAUAUUUCCCAAAGCAAUUGCCAGGUACACACAAAAUACAAGCUGAAAAGAUUUCUGAAGCUCAUCAUGGUGGAGCCAGCAUGCAGGCUGAAUAUGGUGGGAGGACUUUUCAAGACUUCGUACUGACUCUCUGGAUGCUGUUGAGGAACCCUGUGCUGAUGUGUCUUGUAAUAGCUGCUGCCUUAGAAGCUUCCAUUGCCACGGGCUUUGCAACUUUCUUGCCCAAAUUUAUAGAAAAUCAGUUUGGCUAUACAUCAAGUUAUUCAGCUACCUUAGGGGGACUUGUGUUAGUCCCAGGAGCAGCAAUUGGCCAAAUCAUAAGUGGCACCUUAGUUUCCAAGCUGAAACUGAAUUGCAAAAACAUAAUCAAGUUUAUUGUCAUUACUUGCUCAUUGGCACUCAUAUUAAAUACGGUCUUUUUGAUUGCUAUAUGUGGGAAUGAACCAUUUGCGGGUGUCUCUGAAACGUAUAAUGGGACAGGCACAUUAUCAAAUUUAACUGCACCCUGCAAUGCCCAUUGUAGAUGCUUGCGUUCAGACUUUUUACCAGUCUGUGGUACAGAUGGAGUCCAGUAUUUUAAUCCGUGUUAUGCAGGAUGUACCUCUGCUUCCCUUCAAGGAGGUUCAAGGGUCUACAAUAGCUGUUCCUGUAUUGUGAAUCCCAAAAUUGUCAUUGAGAAUAUCACCAAUGGAGCUAUUUCUGGGAAAUGUAAAUCAAAGUGUACAAGCCUACCUUUGUUUCUUGUCUUUUUCUUCUUUGCUGUUGUUUUUACUUUUAUGGCAGUUACACCAACAACAGUGGCCAUUCUAAGGUGUGUACCAGAAAGGACCCGAUCAUUUGCUAUGGGUGUUCACAUGCUGUUUCUACGAAUUCUGGGCACUAUACCUGGACCAAUCCUGUUUGGUGUUGCAAUAGACAGUACCUGUACACUGUGGGAUAUAGAUAAAUGUGGCAUUAGAGGAGCAUGUUGGACCUAUAACAACCACAACAUGGCCUAUAUGUUAGUGGGCAUAAGCGCAUUUUCCAAAGCAGUUUCCAUAAUUUUUACAAUUAUAUCAGCUCUCUUAUAUAAUCCUCCACCAGACCAAACUGAGGCUUCAGAGAAGAACGAAGAAACAGUGACUUCUGUACAUCUUUAACAUGGUGAACAACUAAACCUUUCUUAGGGAUUCACACAGAAGAAAAAUCUAAGACUGAAAUGGCAGCUUUAUACAAAUGUAUCAUAGCAGCUGGCUCUGCUAAAUAUUAAUCGUGUUAGUGCUGUUUCAUUAAAAAAAAAACAACUUGGCAGGUGUAUUUCAGUCAUGUGAAACAAUUUUUCAUUCAAGAAAAAUAACAUGGGUUUGGACUUUGACUUUCCAGGAAUGGAAUUCCACUAACAGGAUUCUUCCGCUGGAGGAGGGGGAAAAGUGGAGAGGAAAUUUGCAUUGCAGCCCCCUGCCUCCCCUCUCCAAAUCUGCAUCAGAGCGUCAGGGGAGUUUCCAGAGUAGCCUGGGAGAGAGUACAGGGGGCUGUAGAGGGAAGAGGAAAUCAGCAAAAAUUGCCUCCAGAAAUGAAUUGCAAUGGGAGCUACCACUGGAUCAGAGGCUCUUCUGUGAACAGAAGGGCAGGUCUGGGUCCAACCCAUGGAAUAUUGCAGAAUAUAAAAUAGCACUUUGACCAACAGAUCAAGUAUUAGGAGUCUCAUUUAUUUUCUCUGUUAUCUGGUUUGGGUCUGUGUAAUUGGCUGCAGGAGCAUGUGGACCACAGCAGAUUCAUGACACGGGGGGGGGAUCCUGUGGAAGCUCUUAUUGCAUGAAGUGGCCAAUACAUAUAGCUGCAAAUCAUGGCAGCGACGUGUAUAGACCCCACUCGGGGGAGGGCAUCUAUUCAUACAGUUGGUACCUCUAUAAGCCCACCAACUGCUUCUGUACUCUUGUGUAUCUGACAUGGCCUGUUGACGUGGCCUGUCAGUGAACUGUGAUGAACUAGCUAUUUAAGUGCAAAUUUUGCUUGUUUAAAUUUCUCAUAAUAUUUUCUACAAAACAGCAGCAAUACUGUUGGCUAGUAAACUAUAAGCUCAAAGUACUUUACAUUUAUUCACACCUCUGUUUCUUAAAUGAUGAAUGUAGAUUAAUGUUUACAUAGCUCGCCAGGUUGACAAAACUGAGUGCCUGUUUUUAGACUUUAUUAAAAUGUAAGCACUUUGACUUAAUAGAAACUAUACAAUUACUAGUGUGUCCUGUGGGUUUUGUGUGUGAAAAUCCUUGUGAGUCACUGAUUUUCUUGACUUCUUUUGUUGAUUCAUAUGUUUUGUUGAUUUCUUUUGUUGCUCUGGCGAAUGCCUCUGUCGUGUAACAUUAUGUAUACUUAAAAAAAAAGUUGACCAUAGGACUACUAACUCAAAGCAAAUAUCUCUGUUAGAGAAUGUUAUUAUAAGCCCAAUUCAUACACUCAAGAAAAAUGGUUGUUAAGUCUCCAGAUCCCUCUGAUGUAACUAUAUGAAGCUUUGGGCUAUGCCUAUUUAGAAACAUACCAAUUUUAGUCAGGAGAAUCAUCUGUAUUAUAUCAACUACUUAAACCUGCAAAAUAAUUAAAUCAAUUACUUUGCACAUUUUUAUGUGCCUUACUGUGAAAUUAGGAGAAUGUCGCCUUUCAUCUAUGCAUAGUGAAUUUUGUGAAUGCCCGAACACUCAGAUAUGCAACAUUCAUUAAGUAUAUCUGAGAAGUGAAGAAAUAAUAUGUUUAUGCUUAGACAUUCAUAAAAUUUAAUCUAUGGUCCUUGCUGUUCCCAUAACAUUGUCAACAUUCUCUAAACUUCAGAUACCCCCAUGACACAGGCAUCCUCAAUUUUAGUGCCAUAAAAUGGAGACUUGCAGACUGAAUAUUACAUGUGUUCAUAAAAAGUAGCAUCGGUAGGGAUUUUAUCUUUUUGCACCUUAUUCUCUAUUCCAUGUCUUCCCAUUAAUUCUUUAAAGAAGGGUGAGAAGAGGCAAUUUACAUCAUAUAAUGCCCUAGCUGUUAUGAAAGGACAUUGCUGGUUUAAUUUAUGGAGCAGAGAGAACAAUUCAACAACAGUGUUACUCAAUACAACUUGUCUGUUUUUAUAAGGGUAUCAGAAAAGUGAUCUUCGGGAUCAUCAGCAGUAAAAGGAUUCUGUAAUUAUGCCCUAAGAUCGACAAAACAGAAGCCAGCACACGUUAGGAACUCUGCAGCAUAAGCACUUGAUAUACUUUUUUGCCGAUGCUGCUCUCAAGUUUAUUUAGUUCUACAUUCUUUUUUGUUUUCUCUCAAAAUUUUGAUGACUUAAAUGCAAGCAGUUUAUAAAUGAGUGAAAAUCUUUUUUUGCAAUGCUCGGCAAACUAAUCAAUAUUAUUGUAUGUGCCUUUAUAAUGCAAAUACAUCCUCAGGGUUAGAAAACAUCCUUGGUUUUUAUGUGUAUGCUGGAUUAUUACAUUAAAGUAAUACAUUACAUUACUGUUGAUCAUUCUAGAAACAAUAGAAUAUGUAUUGAUAAAGAAAUAGUAGAAAAAAUAACCUUUUGUCAUUUUAGGCAAGCCAUUACAUUUAUGAUUACAAGAACAUCUCUUAAACCAAGUGCCUUAAAGACUUCAGCCACAAUCCAAAAAGUGGGUGCCCAAGGCAUACAUUGCAAGGGUCUCUUUUCUUUUUCUCCAUAGCAAUCUAGUGUAGUGCAUGUUGGAUUGCUUUUUAGAGCUCCCCCUUGUGAAUUACGAGGAGUACGUUAUCUCGUUGUGCCAAAAUAAAAAGUACAAUUGCUUACACCAAACUGCUUACAUAAGACUGGCACAGACAUUUCUAAGUUUUAGCCAGUUGACUGCAACAUAUUGACUGCAACAUUGUUUUUUUUUUUUACAGAAAUCACCGGGUUCACUUUCUGAUACAUUUAUAUGCAUAUUACUAUUUUGGUGUAUGAUUGUAUAUAAAUACUCUUCUGAUUAUAUUGCAAAGAACUUACGGGUUUUUUUUAGUGUCAAACAGUAUCUUCUAAUGGGAGCAGUCUAACAUAGAGUUAGGUGUGCUCAGACUGUGUGUGGUCAUUAUGAUUUUGUUCUUUGAAGGCUUCCUGUAUGCUCUUUUAUAUUGCUGCUGAGUGCCAGAUUGUUGCACCACUUUGUUGUAUCAAUGAAUGUAUUUUUUUAAAAAUAAUAAUGCAUAAUUCUAUGCAAAUAUCUGAACAGACUUCACUCCUGUUGUGUCUAACAGCUCUGCAUAAUAUUUUAAAUGAAAAAAGUAUUUAUUUUAGAGAGUCACACCAAGAUGUAAAUGCCUUACAAAUUUUAUUUUGUUCAAAUAG
This is a messenger RNA of Rhineura floridana, 5478 nucleotides long. RefSeq names its product solute carrier organic anion transporter family member 4C1 (gene SLCO4C1). Lineage: Eukaryota; Metazoa; Chordata; Lepidosauria; Squamata; Rhineuridae. The record is from RefSeq and is a predicted model, not a curated record. Gene Ontology annotation, molecular function: protein binding. The transcript is spliced from 13 exons. Gene Ontology annotation, biological process: sodium-independent organic anion transport; transmembrane transport. Gene Ontology annotation, cellular component: membrane. The coding region runs from base 293 to 2320 and encodes 675 amino acids.